Molecule: messenger RNA, 3849 nt
Organism: Laetiporus sulphureus 93-53
Lineage: Eukaryota; Fungi; Basidiomycota; Agaricomycetes; Polyporales; Laetiporaceae
Product: plasma-membrane proton-e
Exons: 22
Coding region: 296-3550 (1084 amino acids)
Biological process (GO): proton export across plasma membrane; regulation of intracellular pH
Cellular component (GO): plasma membrane
Molecular function (GO): ATP binding; ATP hydrolysis activity; P-type proton-exporting transporter activity
Source: RefSeq, a predicted model, not a curated record
CGCUCCCAGCCGUCCAGACACUUUAUGCGGGCGAGACGAUUGGCGGGACGGAGCACCGGCUACAAUGACGCAACGGUCUUCAUGGUGGCGAGCGCCAUGCCUGCGGACACUUCCGCCUUUUCUAAAUAUUAGCAUUAGAACGGCUGGCUAGCUAUGCCUGCCUCGAACCGCUCCAUGCCGUGCCUGCCGACGCAGCGGUGCAGCGCAGUCUCGUCCGGCCCUCUUAUAACAUUGCGUAGGGUGGCAAGCUCUGUUAUACCUCCCCCCUAUCCGCCAAGCAACCUAAGCCGACGCCAUGCCUCUCUUCCACAGGAAGAAGGCUAAACCCACUGACAAAGAGGCCUCACCUGGCACCAUCGAUGGCAGCGUGCAUCAAGAAAAGACUGCCUAUGAUGAAGGCAAUGAAUAUGACAUCCUACUUCGCUAUGCUAAAGACGAGGCGGCUAAGCUAAAACGCGGCGAGGGAAAAGAGGAAACCGAAGAAGAGGGCCAAUAUGUUCGCCUUUGGUACAUGCCCUGGAAGAAGGUCAAGGCGGUCAGUAGCAAGGAGAAGAAGAUACCGCUAGACUGGCUGCACACCGACAUGCUUCAAGGCUUGCCAUCUGGUCCGGAGGUGGACAAAAGACGAGCCGUGUAUGGUUGGAACGAGCUUCAAAGCGAAAAGGAGAACCAGAUCCUCAAGUUCAUUUCGUAUUUUCGCGGCCCAAUUCUCUACGUCAUGGAGCUUGCUGUCUGUUUGUCCGCAGGUUUACGUGACUGGAUUGAUUUCGGUGUCAUUAUUGGUAUCUUGUUCCUCAACGCUGGUGUCGGUUGGUACCAGGAAAAGCAAGCUGGAGACAUCGUCGCACAGUUAAAGGCUGGUAUCGCAUUGAAGGCAUCGGUCAUUCGUGAUGGCCGUGAGCAGGAGAUCGCAGCGCGCGAUGUGGUGCCAGGCGACAUUGUCGUCAUUGAAGAGGGUCGCACGAUUCCGGCAGAUGCAAAGAUCUUGGCCGAUUACAACGACAAGUCCGGCGCUAAGUCGAAGCCGAUUCCGGAGAGGCGCACACGAAGAAACUCGAACUCGAGCAACAGUGGCUCGUCAACGAUGUCCAAUAAAUCAGGCAUCGACAAGGGCCCGUCGGUGUUAUCAGUCGACCAGAGUGCGAUCACGGGCGAGUCGUUGGCAGUGGACAAGUUUUUGGGCGACAUUGCAUACUAUACGUGUGGCGUGAAGCGUGGAAAGUGCUACGGUAUCGUAGUGGCGAGUGCACAGCAGAGCUUUGUCGGAAAGACGGCAAGCUUGGUAAUGUCAUCGAAAGGAAAGGGGCAUUUCCAGAUUGUUCUCGGUGGUAUCGGGCUGGCUCUCUUAAUUAUAGUGCUCGCCUUCAUCUUUAUUGUCUGGAUCGGCGGAUUCUUUAGACAUGUGGGUAUUGCAACGCCGAGAGAGAACAAUCUGCUGGUGUAUGCGCUGAUCUUCUUGAUCAUCGGUGUUCCAGUUGGUCUUCCAUGCGUGACGACCACUACAAUGGCUGUUGGUGCAGCAUACCUCGCGAAACACAAGGCUAUCGUGCAAAAGCUUACUGCGAUUGAGUCGCUUGCAGGCGUGGACAUAUUGUGUUCUGAUAAGACGGGUACAUUGACUGCGAACAAGCUGUCGCUCAACGUACCAUACAUCGCGCCAGGCGUCGAUCCCAACUGGUUCAUGGCCGUUGCUGUUCUCGCUUCGUCACACAAUGUUAAAUCGCUGGAUCCCAUUGAUAAGGUCACCAUCGUCGGUCUCAAGGACUAUCCCGGUGCGCAGGAGAUUCUACGCGGUGGCUGGAUUACCCACAAGUUCAUGCCAUUCGAUCCUGUGUCGAAACGUAUCACCGCCGACGUUGAGAAGGAUGGCAAGCGAUACACGUGUGCAAAGGGCGCGCCGAAUGCGAUCUUGCGCCUCGACAAGUUCGAUCCCGACACCGUACAGGCAUACCGCGCGCAGGCGCAGGAGUUCGCGCAGCGUGGUUUCCGCUCCCUUGGUGUUGCUGUCAAGGAGGAUGACAAGCCCUGGCAGCUCCUAGGCAUGCUUUCCAUGUUUGACCCUCCUCGCCCUGACACAGCUGCUACUAUCCGCGAAGCCAUCGAUCUGGGAAUCCACGUUAAGAUGCUCACUGGUGACGCCGUUGCCAUUGCAAUCGAGACGUGCAAGCAGCUCUCGCUCGGCACGAACGUAUACGAGUCUGAGCGGUUGAUCAGCGGUGGAAUGACCGGAUCAGAAGUACGCGAUUUCAUUGAAGCAGCGGAUGGGUUCGCGGAGGUGUAUCCGGAGCACAAGUACCAGGUCGUCUCGAUGCUCCAGGAGCGUGGGCACUUGACUGCUAUGACUGGUGAUGGCGUCAACGACGCUCCAUCACUUAAGAAGGCGGACUGUGGUAUCGCCGUGCAAGGUGCAUCAGACGCUGCAAGAACUGCUGCCGAUGUCGUCUUCCUCGGUGAGGGCCUCAGCACGAUCAUCACGAGCAUCAAGGUUGCCCGCCAGAUCUUUCAUCGUAUGAAGGCUUACAUUGUCUAUCGUAUCGCGCUUUGUAUUCAUUUGGAACUCUAUCUAUGUCUAUCUAUCCUCAUUCUGAAUGAGACAAUUCGGGUAGACCUUGUUGUUUUCUUGGCCAUUUUCGCUGAUGUCGCUACCAUCGCUAUUGCUUAUGAUAACGCUCCGUAUGACCGCAAGCCUGUGGACUGGCAACUCCCCAAGGUGUGGAUCAUGUCAACGCUGAUGGGCAUGAUGCUUGCGGGUGGCACCUGGAUCAUACGGGGAACCCUCUUGCUCUCCGAUGGGGGUAUCAUCCAGAACUUUGGCAGUGUCCAAGAGAUCUUGUUUCUCGAAGUCGCGUUGACGGAGUCAUGGGUAAUCUUGAUCACCCGGAUGGCGAUAGGCCCCAGUUCAGGCCCCUUUGUGUUGCCGUCAUGGCAGCUGCUUGCCGCAGUUCUCGGAGUGGAUGCCCUUGCGACUAUUUUUGCGCUGUUUGGAUGGAUCUCUGGCCCUGGGGAGCACGGAGGAUGGACUGAUAUCGUCACUGUGGUGAAGAUCUGGGGAUACUCUUUUGGUGUCUUCGUCGUUGUUGGCUUACUCUACUACAUAUUGAGCACGUUCCAGUGGCUGGACAACGUUGGCAGACGCAACCGGAGCAAGAAGAACGUUAAGCUCGAGAACUUCAUCAGCGAGAUGCAGCGGCUUACGCUGGUCCACGAGCGUGACUCAAGUGGCGAGUCAUACUAUCGUAUCGCGACAGGCCCAUCUGCAGAAGAGAAGGCAAAGUCCGAGAAACAAAAGGCUGCCGCCGCGAAGAACGCUGCUGAGGCGGCGAAGAAGACGGUCAAGGUCAGCCAGCAUGACACAGAGGAGAAGGGUAGCCGCAUCGAGCCAUCCGGAUCUAAGCAGGGCGGAAAUGGUGGAGACACUCGCGGCACGAACACUCCGGGGACACGCUCCCCCGGUGGUGCGGCCUCACCAGGAGCACGGAGCCCAAGCGCACUCAGCAUGUCAAGCGGGCAAAGUCCUGGUGGGACCAGCACGCCGAAUCAUCCACAAUAGUGAUCCUCAACCAUGCCAAUUUAGUGGCUAUGAACCCAGCAGUAGACCGUUUUGUCGACGUUUUAUGGAAGCGUCUAUAUUGUAUUUUCCAUCGCUGCUAUAUCUUCUGUCCCAGUGUAACAUAUUAUCGUGGCUCGCACUUCCUGCUGUUGCUUAAGCUUUGUAUCUUAUAUCACUGUAUCUCAUAUCCUAGCCUCUUACGGUUGUAGUCAUAAAAGCACACGCCGGUGACCACGCACAAGAGAAUAGACGGUGAACAGGGGACAUUCAUCCACAUAUGGGACAUAUGACAAGCAAAG